Messenger RNA from Empidonax traillii (willow flycatcher), 2741 nucleotides. RefSeq names its product Ro60, Y RNA binding protein (gene RO60). Gene Ontology annotation, cellular component: ribonucleoprotein complex. The coding region runs from base 65 to 1681 and encodes 538 amino acids. The transcript has 8 exons. Gene Ontology annotation, molecular function: RNA binding. The record is from RefSeq and is a predicted model, not a curated record. NCBI's taxonomy places the organism in Eukaryota, Metazoa, Chordata, Aves, Passeriformes, Tyrannidae.
UAGCCAUCGGGGCUUUUUUAUAAACUUUACUAUUCUUUCAGCAGACCUCUUGGAAGUCUAAACCAUGGAGGACGAGGAGAGCCGAGCGCAGCUCCCGAGUGAGAAGCAGGUGCCCGGCUCCGAAGGUGGUGACGAGUGGAAUGUCACCGACACCAACCGACUGCGGCACUUCUUGUGCUUCGGCUCAGAGUGUGGUGCCUACCACAUCAAGGAGCAGAAGCUGGGCUUUGAGAAUGCAGCAGCCUUACUGAGACUGAUUGAAGAGGGCAGGGGUUGUGAAGUUGUUGAAGAAAUUAAAGCGUUUAGCCAGGAGGGCAGAGCGGCAAAGCAGGAGCCCCUGCUCUUUGCCCUCGCGGUUUGCUCGCAGUGCUCUGAUGUGAAAACGAAACAAGCGGCGUUUAAAGCUGUCCCUGAGGUGUGUUGCGUACCAACCCAUCUCUUUACUUUCAUCCAGUUUAAAAAAGAUCUGAAGGAGGGCAUGAAAUGUGGCAUGUGGGGCCGUGCACUGAGGAAAGCUGUUGCAGAUUGGUACAAUGGAAAGAAUGGCAUGGCUCUUGCUUUAGCAGUUACAAAAUAUAAGCAAAGAAGUGGUUGGUCUCAUAAAGAUCUUCUGAGGUUGUCCCACCUAAAACCUGCCAGUGAAGGAAUUGCUAUAGUCACUAAAUAUAUUACCAAGGGGUGGAAAGAUGUCCAAGAAGCUUAUAAAGAGAAAGCAGUUUCUGCUGAGACUGAAAAACUCCUCAAGUAUCUGGAGGCUGUGGAGAAAGUAAAACGCACAAAAGAUGAAUUGGAAGUUAUUCAUUUGAUAGAGGAAUAUGGUCUAGUUAGAGAGCAUCUCCUGACAAAUCACCUGAAAUCUAAAGAGGUUUGGAAGGCGUUGCUGAAGGAGAUGCCCAUUUCUGUAUUGUUGAGAAAUUUGGGAAAGCUGACAGCAAAUGCAGUGCUUGAACCACGAGGUUCAGAAGUGGCAAUAGUAUGUGAAAAACUGAGAAAUGAGAAAUUGCUGAAAAAGGGUAAAAUACAUCCGUUGCAUAUUUUGGUUGCAUUAGAAACAUAUAAAGCUGGACAUGGAAGCAGAGGGAAGCUUUGGUGGCGUCCUGAUGAAGACAUUUUAGAAGCUUUAGAUGCCUCAUUUUACAAAGCUUUCAAGACACUUGAACCAACAGGAAAACGCUUCCUACUUGCAGUUGAUGUCAGUGCAUCAAUGACACAAAAAGUUUUGGGCAGUGUGCUCAAUGCAAGCACUGUUGCAGCAGUGAUGUGUAUGGUUGUAGCACGUACUGAGAAGGAUUCCCACAUUGUUGCCUUCUCACAUGAAAUGGUCCCGUGUCCAGUGAUGGCUGAUAUGACGUUACCUCAAGUUUUAGUGAAAAUGUAUGAAAUUCCAGUGGGUACCACUGAUUGUUCCCUUCCAAUGAUAUGGGCUCAAAAAACUGAGAGAGCUGUUGAUGUCUUCAUUGUAUUUACCGAUAAUGAGACCUUUGCUGGAAAUACUCCUCCUGCCACAGCCCUUAGAGAAUACAGAGAGAAAAUGGGUAUUCCUGCAAAACUGGUUAUUUGUGGAAUGACCUCAAAUGGUUUUACAGUGGCAGACCCAGAUGACAGAGGCAUGUUGGAUAUAUGUGGCUUUGAUACAGGAGCUUUGGAGGUCAUUCGAAACUUCACUUUGGAUUUGAUUUAAUUUUUCUAGGCAUUUGCUCUUCCCAGUGGGUCCACUGUUGGCAACAGACUUCACCCUGGGAACUCUCAGCCAAAAACACUUUGUUAGAAUAUGGCAUAUUAUAUAUACACAUAUCAGAAUGUUACGUGAGGUGGUGGCAGUUCAAGCAUCUCUGACUAGAGCUUCUCACUAAGGUGUUUGUGAGGUUGAACAUAACUGUGGUCUCAUGCAAAUCUAACAAAUUAAUUAAAACUCAGCGCUUGCAUCUCUAGUGUCAAAAGAGCUGUCAGUAGCCAGUGAUCCCUCUGCCCCUGGAGGUGGCACCACAUGUCACCACUGUCAUAUCUGGACUUGGUGCCACACAGGAACACCCUGCACCGCUCGGACACUCCUGGCUAUGCCUGUCAGUUGAAUCAGAUCGCCCUUCAGAACCCUGCAGCACAGGUGGCAGCCCUUUUCCACACCCUUUGAGAAAGGCAUCUCGACUCCUGAACCACCUUCCUUGUCUCCAGCAUGCUUAUUUUCCCAAGGCAGUUUGGUUUUUUUCCUAUCCAUGCGCUCAAGACUUUUCUUGGACUUAUUCCUGGAUCAGUCUAGGCACCAUGGAGCUGCAGUUUCCCAGAGCAUCAUCCCUUGAGUGAUACCCACAGUAACUAUGUGUGCUCAGAGUCCUGUGGCCCAUCAGCAGCCAGUCUGUAUCUGUUCCAGAGCGUAAACAGGACCCCUUGUCGUGACCAGAUGACAGCAGGGGCACAGUGUGCUGUACAAACCCUUGGCCCACUAAGCUUCAGCAUGGUCUGCCUGACCUGCUCCACAUCCACCCCGUCCCUGUUGUCCUCCAGUUCCACAGCAUCCGCUGAUUUGAAGAGAGGGAUGGUUUUGCUGGGGCCUGUGGAUGCCAGCACAGCAGAUGUUUCCGUGUCAUCAUUCCAGACCCUGCUCUUGCUGUCCACCAGUGCUGGAGUUGGCCCAAACGCCAGCUUGACCAAGUCCAGCUCCCCACUAGGGUAAGUGAAGAAGGCCACGGUGUUGACCCCCUCCUCAUGGACUUUGGAGUUGUUGUGCUGUAGAUACUCCCACA